AUGGACUGUAAAUCUGUAUUGCCAUCAAAUAUAAUGUCAUUACGUGAUGAUGAUUUUAUUGAUUUUGUUAAGGAAGAGGCUGGUCAUGCUGCUGCUGCUCUACUCGAAUUACUAGGUAUUAAUAGUGUGAAAUCAUUGCUGAUGACAGAUGAUGUUUAUUCUAUUAUGAACGUGAAGAGCAAAAGUCUUGAUACAUUUAAAAACAAAUGUGGUUAUAUGCAAGACGAUGGUACAUUUAAAUCUUCAAAAUGCAAUCAAUUAUCAUCAUCAUUAACUAUAACUACAGAUACAUCAUCAACAAUACGAAAAUCUACAUCAUCUGUUGUAUCCGAUAGCUCACCAAAAACUAUACCAUCAAAAUCGUUUAAUUUAUCAGUUGCUGAACAUAAAUCAUAUAUAAUUGAUACAUUAAAUAACUGGUGCAAGAACAACAAAUCAAAAGAUACUAAUGAACGAUUUUAUUUAGUUGAAGGCAAGGAUUAUUUUAUUUCAUUACCAAAUGAUUCAAGUGUCUUUAGACGUGGAAAAUUUCAACUGUCAAAUUUAUAUCGUCAUCUGCAAGGCUUAACUAAUGAAUGUCCUGCAUUAAAAAAAAAAAUUAAUAAUCCUCUUGUAACAUCACCAUCCUCACCAAAUAAUCAGCAACCAUUGACCCCAUCAAAUAAUGUACUUCAACAAAUUGCAUCACCAAAUCCAAUAACUAAUAUACCAGCAUCAGAUACAAUACAAUCGAAUUCAACUUCAGUCACAGCAUCGUCUAUCUCCAAAUCAACAGAAGAUGAUGAAAAUUGUAAUAAAAAUUGUGAUAAGAACAUUAUCGAACAAUCAUUAUUCAAAACUAAAAGACAAGUAAAAAGAAAAGUUCAAACAAUAGAAUCUUCACAUAGCACAAGAGAAUCAGCAAAAGAAGAAGAAGAAAAGGAUUUUUAUAUGCCGAAAAUUUUCUUAUUUGUACUUCUUCUAUUACUUCUUUCGUAUUCUCUCAUACAGUAA
Rotaria sp. Silwood2 is the source of this 993-nucleotide messenger RNA. NCBI's taxonomy places the organism in Eukaryota, Metazoa, Rotifera, Eurotatoria, Philodinida, Philodinidae. The record is from the annotation of a GenBank genome assembly.